Messenger RNA from Poecilia latipinna (sailfin molly), 1891 nucleotides. RefSeq names its product casein kinase II subunit alpha'-like. The transcript is spliced from 13 exons. The record is from RefSeq and is a predicted model, not a curated record. Gene Ontology annotation, biological process: peptidyl-serine phosphorylation; regulation of chromosome separation; peptidyl-threonine phosphorylation. Lineage: Eukaryota; Metazoa; Chordata; Actinopteri; Cyprinodontiformes; Poeciliidae. Gene Ontology annotation, molecular function: ATP binding; protein serine/threonine kinase activity. Gene Ontology annotation, cellular component: protein kinase CK2 complex; cytosol; nucleus. Bases 433 to 1485 code for a protein of 350 amino acids.
GAUAGAGACACCUCCACCACCGCCCAUCUGUCGGGAUCAAUAAACCAAUCACCUCAUCGAUCAUCUGGGGACCCGGGUUCGGCUCGCAUCGCCGCGAGGACAUCGCAGCUCAAGUCGCGAGCGAACGACCGUUGAUGACGGAGGAGCCUCUCUGCGCUCGAGCUGGCGGUUCUCCAUCCCAACCUUCCCAACAUCCUGCUCAGGGGCUUCACUCACUCCGUGAUCGUAGCGCUGUCGUUCUGCACCGCGGCCGCCCCGGACCGGCCCGCCGCCUUCCCUGUCAGGCCGCGAGCCGCCAAAGCCAAUGGUAAGCACAGCGGGGCGACCUUAGAGCCACAGACUCUGCACAGCCGCUGCGCUGCCUUCCGCUAUCGAGCCGACGAGUAUUACGAGGGAGGAGACGGUCCGGGACGCAGAGCCUCAACGCCAGCGAUGCCCGGAUCCUCGCCGGCCAGCAGCAAGGCUCGGGUUUACACCGACGUCAACACGCAGAAGAACCGGGAGUACUGGGACUACGACGCACACGUGCCAAACUGGAGCAACCAGGACAACUACCAGCUGGUGCGCAAACUGGGCCGGGGGAAGUACAGCGAAGUGUUCGAGGCGAUAAACAUUACAAACAACGAGAAGGUGGUGGUGAAAAUCCUGAAGCCCGUCAAGAAGAAGAAGAUCAAACGGGAAAUAAAGAUCCUGGAAAACCUGCGAGGAGGAACCAACAUCAUCCGCCUGGUGGACACGGUCAAAGACCCGGUGUCCAGAACGCCAGCGCUUGUCUUUGAGUUCAUCAAUAACACAGAUUUUAAGGAGCUGUACCAGAAACUGACCGACUACGACAUCCGCUACUACAUGUAUGAGCUGCUCAAGGCUCUGGACUACUGCCACAGCAUGGGGAUCAUGCACCGAGACGUGAAGCCGCACAACGUCAUGAUCGACCACCAGCUGAGGAAGCUUCGUCUCAUUGAUUGGGGUUUGGCCGAGUUCUACCAUCCCGCUCAGGAAUACAACGUCAGGGUGGCGUCUCGCUAUUUCAAAGGCCCUGAGCUGCUAGUGGACUAUCAGAUGUAUGACUACAGUUUGGAUAUGUGGAGCUUCGGCUGCAUGCUGGCCAGCAUGAUCUUCCUGAAGGAGCCGUUUUUCCACGGCCAGGACAACUACGACCAGCUGGUUCGCAUCGCCAAAGUUCUCGGCACCGACGAACUGUUCGGCUACCUGCACAAGUAUCACAUAGAACUGGACACUCGCUUCAAAGACCUGCUGGGACAGCAGUCGCGGAAGCGCUGGGAGCAGUUCAUCCAGUCGGAGAACCAGCACCUGGUGAGUCCGGAGGCGCUGGACCUGCUGGACAAGCUGCUGCGCUACGACCACCAGCAGAGGCUGACGGCGGCCGAGGCCAUGCGCCACACCUACUUCUAUCCAGUGGUGAAGGAACAAGCGAACGCCAACACAGACGGCACAAAGGCAAUAAGCAGCUCCAAUGCAACAUGAUGACCAGACAGCAGGAAAAAAUCUUUCUUACCUCAACUUGCAACCUUUUCUUGGCAGAAACCUCUGCCUCCACAUCAACAGCCAUACUGGAGCAAGAUGUCAGUUUUUGCAGCACACACACUCAACCCCAACACACACACAUCCCAACACACACACACCCAAUGGAUCAGUACUGGAUGGACUAAACCAAUCCCAUCAGAGCCCAGGGAACCCGCAGCCCCUCAUAAUUUGGAUGGGAAAUCGGAUCUGAACCCGUUUUUAAACUAAGUGACUCGCCGGAUCCGAAUCCGGCCGCACCGUCUUUGCAGGAAAUCCAGUUCCAGGUUUUAGCACUGACGUGGAGGCUCUUUUCUGCUAUGAUAGAACAAAAGCUAUAUUGAAAGAGAAUAAACAGUUUUUAUUUAAA